UUCACAACACGCGCGCGCGCGCCCCACACGCACGCGCGCACUGGACGCUGGCAAGCGGCGGACAGCGCCGUCUCCUCUCGCUCGCUCGCCCGUCCCGGGCGGAAUAGGAAUGAGAGAGGAAGCCGCUCGCUCGCUCCUUCCGGCAUUCAUUCAUUCAUUCGUUCGUCCGCACGGCCGAGGCCGAGGGAGCCAGCCUCACCCAUUGACCACUCGCCCGGACGGAACUCUCCCAGAAAGAGGCCCUUGACGAACGCCCGGUGACCACCCGCCGUAGUAAUGCCAGCCCAACGCCGCCACCAGCUGCCCCUGCUGCCCCUGCUGCUUCUGCUGCUACGAUCGUCCACUUCCACCGACGCCCUCGCCCGACCUGCGACCUCCUCUCGUCCUUUUGCCGACGACGUUUCCCCCGUGGGUGCCGUCGACGCCACGGUGGGAGGCGGCGGUGGCGGUGACGCCGCCAUGGUGCCCGUCGGUCACCGACGGCCCAUCGUCAACGCCGGCGCCGGCAGAGAUGAUGAUGCUGCUCCUGCUGCUGUCGAAGAGGUAGCGUCGGACAAGACCGCGCAUCACCUCGUCGCUCCGGACGAUCGCCGCGCUGCUGCGACCGGGCGACUGUCGGCGAUGCUCAAAAACUCCGCUUCCACCUCCCAACUUUUGGCGACGGACACCGCUACUGCCGAGGUUUUUGCGGGCGGUCGCGAUGGUGGCGGUGAUGGUGCUGACGUUGGCGGCGGUGGCGGCGGCGGCGGCAGCGGUGGCGCCGGUGAUGCCAGGACGGCCCCGGGGAAGGACGGCAGGGAGGCGGUGCCGCGCCCCGCGGGGCUGUGGCGGCCCACGGUCCCGCAGUCGCGCACCGCCCGCUCGGCCGACUGGCGAUUGCCCGGCAUGGAUUACCACAGCUCCUGGCUGCCUCAGUCACCGGACACCACCACCACGACCACCACGACCACCACGACCACGGCCUCGACAACAACAACCACCGCCGCCGCCACCGAGGCCGCGACGCUCAAAUAUUGGGGCUCCACGCAGCUGCCGCGGCGGUGGGCCGACGGCUCCAAGGUCGACGGGGUCAAGGCCGGGUCACCGCCUUCAGAGCAGAGGUCAACCGGACCGCGGGGCCCGAACGCAGGAAAUGUCACCGCCGCUGUAGCCGAGGGGUCGGCUGCUCCGGGACGAGGUGAGGCCGGCACCGGUCGCCCCUCCACCGAACCCCACCUCCACGAGGAGUCCCCGAGCACGGCGCUCGGCCGUCGGGGGGCCCUGAUCCCGGACGAGCGCCCCUCCGACGAUACCGACGACGACGCGUUGGCGCAACCUCCUGCAGGCGCCGACCCGGGUUCCCGGCGCCGGGCGCACCGCCGGCACGGCUUGCUGGGCGCCGCCUGGGCCGUGCACGUGUACGGCUGCGGCGCUCUCUUCCUCCUGCUGGCGCUGGCCUCCGCCGCCGUGGCCGUGGUGGCUGGCAUGGGCCGACCCGCCGAAACCACCGCCACCGCUGUCGCCGCCACCGGCGGCCGGGAGGAGCCGCCGCCGCCGCCGGACCGCGCUUCGCCGCUCUUCGCAUCCAAGUCGGCGGCGCUGACCUCGGCGCUCGCCGGAGGGUGGCUGCUGUGCGCCGCGGGGACGGCGCGGGCGCUGCUGCUGCUGCUCGCCGGCGCCUACAACGCGGACGGGCGGCUGGGCGCCGGCGCCGCCCGCCUGCUCUACGACGUGCCCUUCCCGUGCCUCACCGCCGCCCACGCCGCCGCCCUGGCCUCGCUCGCCAAGGCGGCCGAGCCGCGCCUGCCGGCCGCCCGCGAGCACCGGCUGUUGGCGGCGCUGGCGGCCGCGGUGGCGCUGCAUUUUCUGCUGGCGCUCGGCGGGAGCCUGGCGGCGGGGUUGGCGGGCCCUGGCUCGCCCGCCUCCUUGGCCGCCCCCUCGGUGGCGCUCGUCUACUUCUGCGCAUUCGGGGCGGCGCUGCUGGCGCUCGCCAUCGUCGGCACGUGCGGCGGCACUGACCCCGCCGUUUCGGGCGAGAAGGGCCACCUCGUCUUCUCGCCCGCGUCCGCGCCGGCCACCACCCCCUCGCCGUCGUCGUUGUCCGCAAGGUCGAGGGCGGCCGUGGCCGCCGGCGCUCUGGUGGCCGCGUGCGGCGUGGCGCAGGCGAGUGGGGUGGCUCUGGGCUUUGUUGGCGACUUCGAGGUCGAGUCUCCCGCGGGCCGUACGCCGGCGUGGUGGUCCUUCCACUUCUGCGCCCGCGUCCUGGAGCUCGCCGCUUGCCUCGCGCUCUGCCUCACCGCCGCCACCGCCGUGCCCUUUCGCCGGCGCAAGCCUCACGCCGGUGCCGAUGACGUCGAGGAGCCGCGGCGGCGGCAGCCGGUGGCGGCGGGGCUGACGGUUCCGCUGGCUCGAUGCGACGAGGCCCUGGAGUCCGGAAAAGGUGACGGCGGUUGCUGGGGGAAACUAUCGCGGCUCCUGCGUGGUUUUGGCGCCAGCGACAGCAUCGAUGCUGCCACCGUCAUCGCCGGCGCCAGUGGCGGCGACGGGCGACGCGAGCCACAGACUGGAACCAGUGCCGGCCGGACGGACGUGGGCCGGCCCCGCGGGACCCCAGAUGGCCUCGAGUCGGGCGUCACGGCGCCGUUCGCGUCGUCUUGCACCGCCACCGACGCCGGCGACGACGGCGGGAAAAGAUCGACGAGGAGGGGCGACAGCGACCCAGGAGUGGACGACAGCGACGAUAGCAGCCACGACGAAGACGACGACGAUGAGGUGUGCGACGGCAGCAGGCGCGGGAAGGCCGCCGGCGGGCAACGGCGCCGGAACCGCAAGCGCUCCGGCAGCGGCCACUCGCUGGGCUCUUCGCUGCUGCUGCUCCACCAGUUCACGAUGUCCGACCUGGACCUGCGGCCGCCGUCGCCCAUCGAGCUGUGGCGCAGCAUCGACGACGCGCUGCUGGAGCGCGCCGUCAUCACCGAGAGCCUCUUCCGCCGCUCGCACAGCGCCGGCAACCUGUCGACGAUGGGCGACGCGGAGGGGACGGCCGCCGGCGCCUCCGUCGGCGGCCCCGAGAGGCCCGGCCGCCUGCAGCGGCUGUUCCGCGGCUCGGCGCUCAGCCUGCGCAAGAGCUCCAGCCGCCUGGCGAUGGCGUCGUCCAGCUUCGGCAGCGGCGUGAGCCGGGCCCCGAGUCUGGUGAUGCAGUCGCCCCUCGGUAGCACCGCCACCGGCGCCGGCGGGUGGUCCAGGAGGGACGCGUCCUUCGCGUCGCUCAUGAGCCUCGGUUUGGGGUGGUCGAAGAGCAGGCCCAGGGAUUUGGCGCCGGUCCCGGUGGCGGGGGAGAGGGUUCUCGACCUCUGUUCGAAGCACGCGGUCCGCGACGGAGACGCCGAUGACUCCGCGAGCGUCGGGCACAGGGCACCGUCGGUGAACAUCAACCAGGAGUUCAACCACAUCUGCAAGCAGAUCAACCACCUGAGUAUGAGCAGCGACGCCAUCGACGUGUAGGCGCCGCCGCCGCCGCCGCCGUGGCCGGCCCGUGCUCCGUCCGCUGCUGGUUUUGACGGCCGCAUGGGCGGCCCGUGAAAAGUGUCAGAAUUUGAUACUAAUUAAAUUGAGGGCGUUCACGUCAUCGUCGUCGUCAUUGACGUUGUCGUCAUUGACGUCGUCGUCAUUGACGUCGUCGUCAUUGACGUCGUCGUCAUUGACGUCGUCAUUGACGCCUCCAUGUCCAAUAAUCCCGCCUCCUCCUUGCGGCGUGUCCUGACAGUAUUUAUUCGUAUGUACAGUGCAGCCGGUUGGCAUGGUCUCGCUCCUGUCAGUCAUUGGGGUUGUUUGACCAUACUUCACCGCUUACGACCGAUGUAGAGGAGGGGAGGAGAAGGCCGCUGUGCCGCCACUCUAGAGCUCGCUCUCCUGGAGGCCCCUUCCGACAGCAAGGGGCAUGGGUGGGACAUUGCGGGGCUGUGCCUGUACCUUGUUAUAAUGUAUAAUUUUAAAGUAAACUUACAGAGUUUAACAACUGUCUAAUAAUUUCAUCCACCCCUCCUCCAAGUCAGUAGUGACCUCCUGACACAACGUUAUUAAUUUAAGACUUGAAGUCAUCCUACUUGUAUAUUGCAAUAAACAGCGAUAUCAUUUCAACUGUACAGUGUACAAGUAUUUUAAAGGAUAAAUAGUAACGAGAAUAACAAUGUAAGCAGCAUGUGAAGCAAUGAGCACUGAAUCUACGGCCUCUCCUAGAUGGGGCCCUGAGCCAUAGGCCCCAAAUCAUGUUUCACGGGUGCCGAGGGUGGCGAUUGCUACCAGUUAUUUCCUUGAAGCGUUUUACCUCGACCACGGACGUGUGUGUGAUAGCAAGGUCUCCGUGGAAGCUUUGCGCACGGGAAGGGCUACCACGGAGACCUCGUCGUUAUAUGCAUUCCUAGGGACGCUUUGAUGUGGAAUAUUGUAUCUGGAGGAGAGAAAUCGAAGUUGAUGUGAGAACACAGUGGGGAUUUUCUUUCCAGCUGCACCUACGAUUGGCACGGUUGGCUACGUAUGGUGCUAAAGAAGUUCAACAUACAUACGUACAGAUUGGGCGUAAGGAGGACGUUGGUCCAUACAGCCCCUUUGUGGGGAAGUCAUUUAAUAGAAUCAUCACCCCAAAUUUUUGCUGGAAGAUACGGGGUGUGGGUCUUAUAAUCCGGAGAGAGCGCGGCGACGACUGCGAGCUCGACGCGUGACUGCUCUGAUCAACACUCGGCCGAGAGACCGACUCUGAUGAAGUCCCCAGACUCGGACUCUGCAGGCCGCCGUCAAGAUGAACGUAGCAGGGCGGGCCGGGCCGGGCUGGGCUGGACUUGGCCAGGGUCUCGAUUUUUAAAUCGUGCUCGGGGAUGAAUUUGAUGCCGACAAGUUUGGCGGUCUUGGCUUUGUCACCCACGACCCCCCCCCUCCCCCGGCCCCCCGCCGUCCCAUCCACCGCAUGACCCGUGCACCCCUACAUGGUUUCGACACCCGUGCUAACACGUCCGACCACAACAGCCGCUCCCCACCGCCCCUCUCCCCCCAACCCCGUCCAGUCGGAGGGGGGACCAUGUCAGAAAUUAUUGGGCCACAGGUCGGAAGUGGAGGUUGCCAAAAUGCCCCAGGCUCCGGUUUCCGUCAGGACGACGGGCGACGCGGCUUCCGAGCGCCAGCACGUGGGACGCUCGUUGCGGAGGUUCGCGGUUCGAGCCGAGCGGCCGCCCUACACUAGACAGCGGGGAAACUAAAGAUCCCUUGACAUCGUCCUCCCUGGCAGACUGACGGUACCCGUCCGUGAAACACAGCAGCGCCCCUUCCUUUGUAACAGCCUCGUGCUGGGGGGAAUGGCCAGAAUCACCGCGUGGUGCUCGUGGUUUUGAUGUGAAGAGCGGGGGAGGUCAAAUUUCACGGGUGUGCACCUUCUGCAACGAGACGCGGGAAGAAAAUAAAUACAAAAAAUAAUUGUAAAAUUAAACUUUACAAAUGUUUUGUUUGUUAUUGCUUAAGUCAACGCUGUCUGGUAAAGUCUGCCGGCUCGUGUCAGUGGUCAUGAUAUGUAAAUGUUCGUGAACAAAACAACAAAAAUACAAAAAAUAUAUUUCAAUAAAAAUUACAUUGUAAAUCAUCCCAUCAUCAUUAUCAGCAGCAGCCAUGUUCAGUGCACUGCUGGCUGACGGCCUCCCCAAGUCGCCCAGAGGCCUCCUCCCCAAGAGGCAGUGAUCGCAGGGCUGCGCCUACACCGGUACCACAGCUGAUCUCUCCGAAUAUCUCUGCCCGGGAUGUCAGUGCCCCACGUGCUUGCCUGCCCUCCCCUCCCCUCUGUUGACCGUGUAAGUAAUGUUUGACGCAAAUUCAUUAAAUGCGCUAUUGUAAAAAA
Messenger RNA from Petromyzon marinus (sea lamprey), 5860 nucleotides. NCBI's taxonomy places the organism in Eukaryota, Metazoa, Chordata, Hyperoartia, Petromyzontiformes, Petromyzontidae. The record is from RefSeq and is a predicted model, not a curated record.